Molecule: messenger RNA, 432 nt
Organism: Soboliphyme baturini
Lineage: Eukaryota; Metazoa; Nematoda; Enoplea; Dioctophymatida; Soboliphymatidae
Source: the annotation of a GenBank genome assembly
AUGGCACCUACGCUUUUCAGAGGAAGCCGAAAAUCCGGCUCGUUUCCGCUUGACAGGUCAAGCGGGACCAACGCUUUGUCAACGUCAUGCGGACAGAAGACGAUCGAACUAUCGCAUCCGUGUCCUUUGCCACCAAAGACUCAUUCUGGUACAGGUCCAUUUUUGGGCAUGAACCACCCACAGACUUGGCAAGACUUGGCAAGCCAGGGACGCUACCGUCAACUGGUCUUCAACCUCAUCUUCCGCAUGGGAUUCACUCAUAGAGCAGCCGCAGGAUUCGUCAAGCCCUGUUAUGAUCCUGAAGCAGUGGCCAACGAGGACGACGAAGACGACGGCAACGACAACGACGACGUCGAGUGGUGUGACCAUCGUCAUCAAAUCAUAUUGGUCGGACAGCAAGACAGGAACGACGCUGGUUUUUGUUGUUGCUAA